This is a messenger RNA of Fusarium graminearum PH-1, 2106 nucleotides long. RefSeq lists its product as uncharacterized. The coding region runs from base 1 to 2106 and encodes 701 amino acids. The transcript has 3 exons. The record is from RefSeq and is a predicted model, not a curated record. Lineage: Eukaryota; Fungi; Ascomycota; Sordariomycetes; Hypocreales; Nectriaceae.
AUGGACGGCCUUUCGAUAGCCACAGCCUGUUUCGCCUUUAUUGAAAUAGCCGACAAAACCUUCACAGUCAUAUCAGAUUUUGUGCGAGAUUGCAAAGAUGCAAGGAAUGAUUUGGCUGCCCUCAAUCAAGAGCUACUUUCUCUAAAACGAACUCUGAAUUUGCUCAAGGAUCUCGUUACCGAUGGGAAUGAAAGUGAUUUGACAAACAACACGAAACGGGAUAUCAGAGAUAUUAUCCAAAAUUCUCUCGGUAUUGCUUCGACUUUGGAAAAUGAGUUGCGUGGACAGCAGGGGAGACUUCUAGCAGUUCACUGGGCAACAAGGGGGAAACGAAAGGUCGCUACGUAUCAAGUGAUCCUGGAAACAAACCGACGAGCGCUCAGUCUGGCCGUUGAAACUAUUACUCUAGCUACGGCUAAAAACAUCAAGCAAGACACAACAGAAAUUCUGGACGACACUGCUCACAUAAGAGGAGGGAUCACAAGCAUCAUUUCAAGAAUUCAAACCCUGGAAGCAAUAGUGACCAGUCAAGGAACAGGCGACCCUCACACAUUUAUGCUAACGAGGUAUCUGAAUGAAUUGUCGUCAGUCGCCGGUUCUGUGUGUGACCCUUUGUCAAGGUCAACAUCCCCUGCGCCCUCUGAGAGUAGUUCCACGUCUGCUGCCAGUUACGAUUCGGGUGUAGGAGAAGGUUCACAGCCAGUAAAUACACCGUCAGGAUUACCAACAGAUAAAGACGUGCCGCCAGUUUCCGAGUCUGAAGCCUCUGGUAAAAGUCCAACAGACUUGGCCAACGACCCAUUUGUUUUGCCGGAUUCUUUUCCAGUCUCUGUUACCGAAGCAUGCUCUCUUGAAAACCUCGCUUUCCAGCUUCGACAAUCACAUUUCCUCUCCAAACACCUCCAAAUCGAGCAAGAAACCUAUCCAACAGGCUUGUCAUCCGACGGCAACAGAUUGGUGUGGUUACAACCAGGUAAAAAGCACGAUGUCGUCUAUGAUACAGAAUCGAAACGAAUAAACAAUGUGAUGUCAAUGGGUACUGUUGACAGAUUUCGCCAAUCGAUUCAUAAAACGGAAAUGCGGAUAUUGAACACUGAUGCUUCAUUGAUCUUGUUUAAGAUUUCAAAGUCUUGCUGGAAGGUUUAUGAUCGGGUUACAGGCAAGACUAUCAGACAGGACUUUUUCAACUCACUGGCGACAUGGACGCAACAGAUUGUUCCCGUGUCGAAAGACUGUGGGCUUCUUCUGCUGGGCCAUUACCGUAAGGGCUACACCCUUAACCGAAUACGCCGGUCGUCACGAGGGGCAAAAGGCUUGGUCUGGAACUACAAAGUCUUGCCCUCCAGUGGAGAUUCCAUACUUCAUCAUGUCACUCUAUCAGUAGAUAGUCAAAACGUGACAGGGUUGUUAGGUGAUGCACAACAAUUGGCCGCUUACACGUGGGAUAUACCCUCGGAAUGGUUCGCCGACGAACAUAUAGUGGUCUUUCCAUAUAUUGGAAGUCCAGUCACAGUUGACCUACACCAAGAAGACUUGAAGAAUCAUGAAAGAACUUUGGGUCUUACUUCGACGAGAGGCAGAGUGAUUGUUAUCAAAGGGGGGGUUGACAGACGUACUAGCUAUCAUGCUGGUUUUCGAAACACUUAUUUGAGUGCAACCACAUUCAAUAUUGAUUCCGGUGCUGAAAUCUCUUCUUAUUCUUUUUCAGUGUCUCGCAUUCAUGGGGAUGAUAACAAAGACAGCUUCUUCAAGGAUGCCAAGAUCUCGGCGGAUGGGAAACUGCUACGUACGCGAAUCGCUAGGACACCUGGUAUUGGGAAACGAAGUACACCUGAAUUUAAACGACAGGCGUGGAUCGGCGUUGAGACGGUGAUUUUGAGGGUAGAAGGGUUAGAGGUAGUUCAUCAGUUUAAAGAGGUCUGGAACGCCAACUUUACUGAGCCUGUUACAUUGAGCAUUUUCGCACCGAACUUUGACGUGCUUGCAAGGUUGGCGUGGAAGAGAAGGGGCGAGGACAAGAAGCAAAGAGUAUGGUUGGAGGUAUAUGAUCUCAAAGAGAAUUUGGAGGAGGAUGAGGCGGUUUCCAAGGUUGAAUCUGUUGCUUGA